GGCGACGAAAUGGCGGUGGAUAAGGACCUACUGCAGCUGGACCUGUACGGCCUGCUGGGAGUCGGCGAGAAGGCGUCGGAGAAGGAGGUUAAGAAAGCGUACCGCCAGAAGGCCCUGACUUGUCACCCAGAUAAGAACCCAGAUAAUCCCCAAGCAGCGGAAGUCUUCCACCAGCUGUCACAGGCCUUAGCUGUUCUGACAGAUGCAGCAGCAAGGGCGGCAUAUGACAAAGUGAGAAAAGCCAAAAAGCAAGCAGCAGAAAGGACACAAAAGCUUGAUGAGAAGCGAAAGAAAGUAAAGCUUGAUCUUGAAGCCAGGGAACGAGAAGCCCAGGCCCGUGACAAUGAAGAGGAGGAGAUCCGGAUAACGAGGACCUUAGAACAAGAAAUAAUACGGUUGCGUGAAGAAGGCUCUCGUCAGCUUGAAGAGCAGCAGAGACUCAUUCGAGAACAGAUCCAGCUUGAAAGACAGCAGCGCAUCCAAGGUGAGAUAGGCAGUCGAGUAGGAAGUGGAGCGGAAGGCAGAGUAACUCCCAAACUCAAACUAAAAUGGAAAUGCAGGAAAGAAGAUGAGACAGGAGGGGGAUACUCAAAAGAAGUUUUACUGCGGAUCCUGCAGAAGUAUGGCGACGUGCUAAAUUUACUGAUCUCCAGUAGGAAGGCUGGGAGUGCAGUCGUGGAAUUUGCUACUGUCAAAGCUGCUGAAAUGGCUGUGAAGAAUGAAGUUGGCCUGACAGAUAAUCCUCUAAAGAUUUCCUGGCUGGAAGGCCAGCCCCGGAACAAUCCCAGCAAUGUCCUUUCUGACAGCAGUGGUCAGCCUAGGACUUCACAGGCAUCUGUGGUCUCCGAGCGGGAUUACGAGAGCCUGGUGAUGAUGCGGAUGCGCCAAGCAGCAGAGAGGCAGCAGCUGAUUGCACAGCUCAGGCAGGAAGAUGAGGAAGAGUCACACACCUAGCAUGAAAGAGCCUAAAUUGGAGUGGCUGAGCUGAAAGCAGAAGGCAAGCUGAGUGGCCUAGGGCCUUAAAUACAACUCCACACUGAGCAAAACAAAACAUCUUGCAUGAUGCCUAUCAACUGUGCCACCCUCUCCACGUGGAAGCAGCCUGAAUCAGGAUGGGGAUGGAGGCAUUUGUAAAGUCUUUCAGCCAGAAGCCAGCAGGGGACAGAGGUCAGCCCAGAGAGGAGAGCCCAUUGUAAGUACAUGAGCCUUCGGAUCCCAGGUAUGCCAAAGGUAGGUGAGUGAGCACAUGCUGUGUGUGAGAAUGGGGCAAGAGCAUCCUAAUGCAGUGACUUUUGAUCUGAUUUUAGAUAGUUUGCUAUUUAAAAGUAGCAGCAUUGAUCGAUAGCCUUUAUUAUGCCAAGAGGUGGAGGGGACAUUGUCCAGCAUCUACUCAGAAUCCCAUUUUACAGCAGGCCAGGGUUGGCUUUGCAACCCAAAUGCCCAAAGAUUGUGCCCCUGCACAUUAGGUGAGGGAUGGAGGAUGUGUGCUUGCAACUGAUGGUGCUUAAUGAUGUGCCAUUUGCAGUAGCUGCUUAACAAGAUGCAUGCUCCCCUUUAUUAGAGGCAAUUAAGUGUUUUAUGUAUAUUACAGUGCUACAACAGAUCCAUACUGCUUAGACUCUUUCUUUCAGGCUCCCUCUGAGCUCCUUAGGUCGUGUUUAAGGCUUUGGAUGCUCACAAUGCUGUGGAAAGGGUGAGAUUUGUGUCAUGUUAUGGCAGUGGGACAGAAAACGCUGCUCAACCAUGGUGCUGUCCUCCCCAGCAGGGUUUUUUGGCAGAAGGCGAAUGGAGCUUGCCUUGCUGGCAUACCACUGUGCCUCUCAGGGUGUCAGUAUUCCAGCCACAUUGUUUCCUCCACCCUGUGUUGCUCAAGAGCAAACAGGGAAGACACGCUUGAAAAUGUCUAUCAGGCCACAAGCAGGCACUAGCAGAAAUAGAAGGAUCCCCCAGGAAGCAAAAUCUGCCACUCUACUUCCUUAUAACCCUGUAAUGGCCUUAAGUGGCACUACAGGACGUUCAGGUUGGAUAUUAGGAAAAAUUUCUUCUCAGAAGAAGCGGUGAUGUAUUGGAAUGGGCUGCCCAGGUUAGUGGUGGCAUCACCAUCUCUGGAAGUGUUCCAGGACCAUGGAGAUGUAGCACUGAGGGACGUGGUCGGUGGGCAUGCUGGGGAUGGGUUGGGGUUGGACUUGAUCAUCUCAGAGGCCUUUUCCAACCUUAAUGAUUCUAUGAUUCUAUGAACUCCUCCCUGGCUGCUUGGGCAGGCAGCAUGGAGGCAUUCUGCCUUCCUUCCCUUUUUGUUCCUAGAGAUUCACCCCUAUCUCAGAGCCAGCAGCACUUCAUCCUCCUCGAAGCCUCUCCUGGUUCUCUCCUCAGGUCUCUUCUCCCAUUGCAUAACUCCCAGGAUCAGUUCCAAAGGCGGCAGCACGAAGCUGGCGCUGCUGCCAAUUUCUGUGCCACCCACAGGCUUGGGAAUAGCAGCACAUAGACAGCUCAGCUCUGCAAACCCACCUGAGCCUCUGCUGAUGGAAAGGAGCAAUGGAAGAGGCCCAAGUUCCUGCCAAAGCAGGUGGCCCAAGUUUGCAUUUUGGAGAGUUUCUUGGAAAUGAAAAUCAGGGAUCCUUCCAUUAUUUUUUCUGCUCUUUCUUUAAACUCCUAAGUUUUGUAAUGCAAUGGAGGAGCUGGGCCUUGAUGCCUGCCAGCCCGGUGCUGAGGACAUGGGUCUUUCCAGCUCCGUGAUGGAAGUCUGAACAUGCUGGGACCAAGGAAACGCCUGGUUUUCCUCCCACUCCUCCUCUGCGCUGCCGCAUGAGUGGGCAAGCAUGAGCAGAAACCCAACUGCUCCCCUCUGCUUGAUUUGCAUUUAGGCGUUUUGUUUUGCUUUGCUGUUUUUUGUUUUGUUUUGUCUUGUCUUGUUUUGAUUUUUUGUUAUUAUUAUUUGAAUCCUAGAGAAAAACAAGAAGUCAAGAUAGCAAAUGGGGGGGGGAGGACGGGACGGGACGUGCGCCAAGAUGUAAAGAACGGGAUGGCAGCAUUUCCAAGCUGCACCCUUGGUGUUAAACUCAGCGUAGGCAGGGAGAGACACAGGGAUGCGAUGAAGCGUUGAAUGUGUUGGAAACACACAGCAUAAUGGGCUGAGGACACAAAGCAGCUCAAAGCCCAGGGGCUCAGCACCCCAAGGAAAGGCUUCAAGGAGGGAUGCUCCGUAACAGAGAGAAAGCUCGAGCUGGGAUGGGUUGGGACAGGCUGUGGGAAAGCACCUAAUGUGGGUUGGCACUAAACCUGGCCAGAGCCAGGCUCUGAGCAUGGGCACCAUUUGCUUCUGAGCACCUUGGGGCUGGAAUUGGUAGCAAAACAGAGGAGGUGUGUCAGUGAGGAUGGGAUAAAGGCAGAUUGUUAUGCAAAAAGGUUAAAAUGCCCUCUGUGUCUGUUUUAUUUCAGCCGGGGCAGGUAGCACCCAAAAGCAUCCCAAGAAUGUGAGGUGUGAGGAUGAGAAGAUGCAUCAGGUGCUACAAUGGGGUCAUAGUGAGAAAAAUAACAGAAAACUGGUUGAAAUAUUAGGAAAAUACCCUUGGCUGAGCAGAUGGGGGCAAGGACAGGCAUGUGCCCCUCCAGCAGCAAACCAGUCCUGGGAUUAGAAGUAGGCAUGCCAGAGGGUGAAGCUUUUGGGAAAAUGGGGAGGGGGGAGAGACUGAAACAUUGCACUUACAAGUGGUUCCCGAGCAUGUUCCUCUUUGUGGCCCCCAGGAACUGCAUCAGGUUGGGAUCCGAGUGCUCAUCUCCCACCAUGGUGGGGCCAACCUCCUGCAGAAAAGCAGACUGGGUGAGCCAUGCAUGGCAGUACCACUGACUGGGAAGAGAACAGUGUCCUGAGAAGAACAAGAUUUCUACCGCCACCGUUAAUGGGGUCAGUGUGGGUUCCUCAACCUGUAGGAGCCUGGAUAUGUCCCAGGACAAAGCCACCUGUGCAUCUCAGGUGAGGACCCUGGUGGCUUUGCUCUGGAGGGCUGCUUGCUGGUUGAGCAAAUGGUGGCUCUGGUUAUUCAGUCUGUAGAACAGCUAUGAGGUGGCACUCAUGGCCUCACUGCACCAAAUCAGCAAACCUCAGUGCUUGGCCAUGAAAUGAUAGGGCCACCUAGGGCUUGUCCUGGCGGAGGACAGCUUUGGGAAGGGCUCCACUAGCAAGGAAGAAUGAAAGAAUCAUUAAGCUUGGAGAAGACCUCUGAGAUUGUAAAGUUCAACCAUCAACACAUCACCAUGCCCACUAACCCAUGCUCCUCAGAGCCACGUUAGUGUGACAAGGAGGUGCCAUGGGUUGGUUUGGGCAGAUUGGCACCAAUGGGACAAGAAAGGACUGUCACGUUGGAGCGACAGGAGGCAGUCGGAGAUGUGAGUCAUCUCCCCAAGAAAGCCAUCAGAAAGACUUCCCACGUGUCAUAUGGAGGGGACAGGGACAUUUUCACAGCGUGCUCCAGAAGUGUUGUUUUUUGAGAUAUUCUGAGUAUGAACAACUCCCAGAACUAAGGAGCAAGGCACAGCAGACAUGUAUAGCUCCAAUGAGACCUCCAUAAUGACCACACUGGGGUGCUGACACCCUCCAUACUCCAAUUUCUUACCCCUGCAAGUUCUUG
This is a messenger RNA of Gallus gallus (chicken), 4628 nucleotides long. RefSeq names its product DnaJ heat shock protein family (Hsp40) member C17 (gene DNAJC17). The record is from RefSeq and is a predicted model, not a curated record. The transcript has 12 exons. Gene Ontology annotation, cellular component: spliceosomal complex. Gene Ontology annotation, biological process: spliceosomal complex disassembly. NCBI's taxonomy places the organism in Eukaryota, Metazoa, Chordata, Aves, Galliformes, Phasianidae. Bases 10 to 954 code for a protein of 314 amino acids. Gene Ontology annotation, molecular function: RNA binding.